AUGGCUUUCAACCUCCCUCCUUUCCUCGCGCGUCUCGCCCGCCCCUUCACGCAGUCCACUCGCCUUUCUAUCGCUCCUGAUCAAUCCGCUGCAUCAGUUAUUCCUGAGGGCGCACAGCGCUGUACCGUGGCCGCAGGUUGCUUCUGGGGCACUGAGCACCUCUACCGUAGACACUUUGGCGAAAAGGGUCUCAUCGACGCAAAGGUUGGCUACAUCGGCGGUGAUCUCGAGAACCCUAGCUACCGCGCCGUUUGUGGCGGCAAGACUGGCCACGCUGAAGCCGCGCAAAUAAUUUUCGACCCGACAAAGGUCACAUACGCACAGCUCCUCGAAUUCUUCUACAAGACGCACGACCCCACGACGCUCAACCAGCAGGGCCCCGAUACCGGCCCUCAGUACCGCUCCGCUAUCUACUUCCACGACCCCGAGCAGGAGAAGAUUGCGCGCGAGGUGACGGAAAAGGCCAACAAGCAAUGGUGGAAAGGCGGCAUCGUGACUGAGAUUGCGCCUGCUGGAAAGUGGUGGACUGCUGAGGAGUACCACCAGCUUUACCUACACAAUAACCCCUCUGGUUAUGAGUGCCCCAGUCACUUCAUGAGACCAUUCCCUCCUCUGGAAUAA
Molecule: messenger RNA, 621 nt
Organism: Fusarium poae
Lineage: Eukaryota; Fungi; Ascomycota; Sordariomycetes; Hypocreales; Nectriaceae
Exons: 2
Coding region: 1-621 (206 amino acids)
Molecular function (GO): peptide-methionine (S)-S-oxide reductase activity
Source: RefSeq, a predicted model, not a curated record